This is a messenger RNA of Closterium sp. NIES-67, 2995 nucleotides long. The record is from the annotation of a GenBank genome assembly. Lineage: Eukaryota; Viridiplantae; Streptophyta; Zygnematophyceae; Desmidiales; Closteriaceae.
GCCCAUACAUUUCGACCCCUCCUGUUCCGUUCAGUUUCAAAUUGGCAACGAACUGAACUCCAACUUCAAGGCCCGGUCAGCCAGGCAAAAUAAAGUGACGCGCGGGGAACCAGGGGAACGCCACGCUUACUGCAGCAAAGUCGAGGCUGCCCUGCCUUCACCCCCUGUCCUUCUGACAUCAUCGGGAGUUCUGUUUCAAAGUUCCCCGCUCCUCACAACUCUCCACCACAGAAGGGGAGAAAGCCUUGGGCGUCGUGCCACACCCGUGGUUGCCUCGUCGACCUCUUCACCUCCUGACGGGCUGCCCUCCCUCGAUUUCCCCGCAGCAGCUUCAGGAAUCAGGGGGCUUGGUUGUUGCCAUCUUGCCACCACCAAGAUCGCUCGUUGGAUCACACGCCAAGCCCAACGCACGCCAAGGAACCUGGUCUUAUCUCAUCACCGACCAUGGCUGCUUCCCUGGCUUCGCGCUCUAACGCCGUGCUGGCGGCUGGUCUGGCCCAGGAGCCCGUGCUGGCGUCCUCCCAGCACUGCGUUCUCAAGGUCGACGGCUUCUGUGGUCUUCGCCAGAACGUGAAUCUCGCGGGGAGGAAGAACGCCUCGAGGAAAGGGCGGAGCGUCCAGCGCAGGGCUUCCAAUGGCCCCGUGGCGACUCUCAGCGAGAAGGGCGAGUACUUCACGGAGAAGCCGCCCACGCCUAUCCUCGAUACUGUCAACUACCCGAUUCACAUGAAGAAUCUCAGCAUCAGGGAGCUGAAGCAGCUAUCAGAGGAGGUGCGCGCGGAGACCAUUUUCACGGUGUCCAAGACCGGCGGGCAUCUGGGCUCCAGUCUGGGAGUGGUGGAGCUGACGGUGGCGCUGCACCACGUGUUCAACACGCCCGACGACCGCAUUAUCUGGGACGUCGGCCACCAGGCGUACCCGCACAAGAUCCUCACCGGUCGCCGCCACCGCAUGCACACGCUGCGCCAGACGGGCGGGCUGUCGGGCUUCACGAAGCGCGCCGAGAGCGAGUACGAUCCGUUCGGCGCCGGACACAGCUCGACCAGUAUCUCCGCUGGGCUUGGCAUGGCGGUGGGGCGCGACCUCAAGGGGCGGAAGAACAACGUGAUUGCGGUGAUUGGCGACGGCGCGAUGACGGCGGGCAUGGUGUACGAGGCGAUGAACAACGCGGGGUACCUCGACUCCAACAUGAUCGUCAUCCUCAACGACAACAAGCAGGUCUCCCUCCCCACCGCCACCGUCGACGGCCCCGCGCCCCCUGUGGGCGCGCUCAGCAGCGCGCUCAGCAAGCUGCAGUCCUCCCGGCCCCUUCGCGAGCUCCGAGAGGUGGCCAAGGGCGUGUCGAAGCAGAUUGGAGGGCCGGUUCACGAGAUCGCAGCUAAGGUGGACGAGUACGCGAGAGGCAUGAUCAGCGGGUCGGGGUCUACCCUCUUUGAGGAGCUUGGGCUGUAUUAUAUCGGGCCGGUUGACGGCCACUCUGUAGAGGAUCUCGUGGCUAUAUUGAAGGAGGUGAAGAACACGCAGUCUACCGGCCCCGUGCUUAUCCAUGUGGUGACUGAGAAGGGGCGCGGGUACCCAUAUGCGGAGCGCGCAGCAGAUAAGUAUCACGGUGUGGUGAAAUUCGACCCAGCGACCGGUAGGCAGCACAAGGGAAAGAGCGCCACGCAGGCGUACACCACCUAUUUCGCCGAGGCCCUGAUUGCCGAAGCGGAGCACGACAAGAACGUGGUUGCGAUCCACGCUGCCAUGGGCGGCGGCACCGGGCUGAACCUCUUCGCGAAGCGCUUCCCGGACCGGUGCUUCGACGUGGGGAUUGCCGAGCAGCACGCGGUUACCUUUGCGGCGGGGCUGGCCGUCGAGGGCUUAAAGCCCUUCUGCGCCAUCUACUCGUCGUUCCUGCAGCGCGCGUACGACCAGGUCAUGCACGACGUGGCGCUGCAGAAGCUGCCGGUCCGCUUUGCUGUCGACCGCGCGGGAUUGGUCGGCGCUGACGGGGCGACGCACGCUGGCGCGUAUGAUGUGGCGUUCCUGGCGUGUCUGCCGGAGAUGGUGGUGAUGGCGCCCUCUGACGAGGUGGAGCUCUUCCAUAUGGUCGCCACGGCCGCUGCUUACAAUGACGGGCCGAGUGUCUUCCGGUACCCGCGUGGGAAUGGCAUCGGCCUGCCCCUGCCCGCCAACAACAAGGGCGUGCCCCUCGAGAUCGGCAAGGGAAGGAUCCUCAAGGAGGGGACAGACGUGGCUCUGCUGGGCUACGGCACCAUGUCGCUCAACUGUCUGGCGGCCGCCAAGAUGCUCGAGGAGCGGAACAUCUCCGUCACGGUUGCUGACGCACGGUUCUGCAAGCCGUUGGAUCGCGAUCUGAUUCGCCAGCUGGCGCGCAACCACGGGGUGCUGGUGGUGGUGGAGGAGGGGUCGGUGGGCGGCUUCUCGGCCCACGUGCAGCACUUUAUGGCGCUGGAUGGGCUCUUUGAUGACGGCAAGCUCAAGUUCCGCCCCGUCGUUCUUCCCGACCGGUACAUUGAGCACGGAGCACCGAAGGAUCAAAUGAUUGAGGCGGGGCUUUCCUCGGGCCAGAUUGCUUCCACUGUGUUGAAUCUGCUCGGCCGCUCCCGCGAUGCUCUCACUCUCAUGGCCCACUAAGAGGGCAAGAAGGCAACCAUGCUAGUUUUUGCCAGUUGAGUUGGCCCUUACAAAAAAGGGAGUUGUUUUGGUGUACCUUUUUGCUUCUUUAUUUACUGUACAUGGGCAUUACUGUCGUGACACUAGGAUAGCCCUGUCAAACCUCUUCUUUCUCUAGGGAGGAUUCUAGGGAGGCUUUCCUUGGGGAAGGUGGAUAUAUGGAGCCUAACUCUCCUGAGGACAUCCCUUGUCCCAGUGGUUAGGACUCCUGUGUGACUUUGACUAGUACCACAUGUUUGUUUACAAAGACAAAUCACGUCACAUCACAGCACAAAAUGUGUAGGUUGUGGUGAUAUAGUAAACUGGUGCCAGCUUG